UGUCAAUACCAAUUCCAAUGGGGGAAAUGAAGGAGAAGAAGAAUAAAAAGCCACGAGGGGCAUGACGCUUUUGACCUGUCAAGCUGGCCCAAUCCCCAUUUCAUUUCUUACCAUUCCAAAUAGUCUGCCCUCAAGACUCUCAACACAGAGUGGACAACAAAAAAGGCUAAACACAGACUCCUGUUUUCUCUUUUCUGUUGGCUGGCUGCUUUAGAGCUCUCUGUUUCUUUAGGGUAUUUUGAAAGCUCAACUGGAAUCAAGAUCCUCUCUUUUCACUUAUUUUGAUUGAUGGGUUCUUCGGAUCGUUUAUUCUGUAGGCAGCGAACACUUCAUGAAAUUGUUGGCGGCGGUAUUGUUGCAGAUGUAAUUCUUUGGAGGCGGAAGAAUCUGACUGUGGGGAUAUUGUUAAUAACGCUGGCGACUUGGCUGGUGUUUGAGCGAUGUGGUUAUACCCUUUUGUCUUUAGUUUCCAGUGUUCUACUUCUUCUUGUUACCAUUAUCUUUCUCUGGGCCAAAUCUGCUUCCAUUCUCAAUAGACCGGCGCCGCCUCUUCCUGAGUUGCAUCUCUCAGAAGAUAUGGUAAACGAAGCUGCAUCUUUCAUUCGUUCCCGUGUGAAUACUUUGCUGUCUGUAUCACAAGAUAUAGCCAUGGGAAAAGACCCCAGAUUGUUCUUCAAAGUAGCUGCUUGCUUGUGGCUGAUCUCAGUUAUCAGUGGCUUGACUGAUCUUAUCACUUUGGGUUACACCAGCCUUUUACUCGUGCUUACAAUCCCCGCAUUGUAUGAGAAGUAUGAAGAUUAUGUAGAUAGACAUGUCAUAUUGAUGUACAGAAAAUUGCAUCAGUUUUAUGUGAAAUUGGAUGAGAAGCGAGUUCUAACAUACCAACAAUGGAUUUUGGAGAAAGAAAAACUGAGCUGAUCAGGAUCCUCUCGAGUUCUUCAUGGCUUCCUCUCUCGCUUUUUCUUAUUUCAUUUUGGAUGUGUUUAUGGCUUUCUUUGGCUAAUGGCUAUCACCUCAUCAGUGACAGAAGCGUGAGAGAUGAUUGUAUUUUGUUCAUAACUUUGUUUUCAUUUUCUCUAAUUUCUUGCUAGAGAAAUGUAUUUAGAAACGGCAUAUUACGAAUUUUGAAUUUUCUUUGUUUUUUUCCUUCCCCAUUCGGGUGAUUGGGGGUUUACACCUAAGUUGAUAAUAUAUUUUAUAUAUGCAGCCUUAACAGCAGCAGCUAUAAUUGAUGCUUGCUUACCAUCA
Messenger RNA from Benincasa hispida (wax gourd), 1248 nucleotides. RefSeq names its product Reticulon family protein. NCBI's taxonomy places the organism in Eukaryota, Viridiplantae, Streptophyta, Magnoliopsida, Cucurbitales, Cucurbitaceae. The record is from RefSeq and is a predicted model, not a curated record. Gene Ontology annotation, biological process: response to bacterium.